GAUCUCCAGCAAACCAGAGUGCCGACGUUGCUCACAUUCAAAAAAAAAAUGAGUGGCUUUAAGGGGAUCAUAAAGGAUGGGUGGCAUCCGAAGGGGAGAGACGGCGGACGAGAGAGCUGGCGUGGCGACUUCAAGGGGAUCAACCAAGUGGCCGGAUGGGUGGGAAAAGGAAAAGACCCCAAUGCCAGCCAGAGAACAGAGCAUGUUGCACGCCCACUGUCGAGCCUGAAGGAUCCAUCGUCUUUUGCACCACCUCCGAAACGCAGCAACACUGGGAACGGGGCGUCAUACACCCCUCCUCCGGUUCCAUCCCGCCGGCAAGCUGAGCAGGAGACAUCGAAGAAACCUGCUCCUCCGCCAGUCCCUCAUCGCGCGUCCACCACAGGCCUCUCAACCAACCGCUUCCCGACGCCUCCCGUGCGGCAGGAAGGUGACGGCACAGCGACAAAAUCAAAACCGUAUCUACCACCACGACUUCCUCCCCGAGAAGCGCUGCCCAGCACUGCUUCCUCUCCACCUCCUCCACCCUACGAAGCCGUUCAAAGAGCGACAGAGCCGUAUCUGAGCCAAGGUGCCACGAGUCGUCUGGCAAAGGCGGGCGUCUCGGUUCCAGAAUUGGGCAUCCAGCGUCAAGGAAGCAAUACUUCAAGCUCUCAGAGCCCAAAUUACGCUUCCACAGCGAUCAACGCCACAAAUGAAUUGCAGUCGCGAUUUUCGCGGUUGAACACCUCUUCUUCCCCUGUUUCCUCUACUCCUGCCACUACACACUCUCCCGUACAAGGCGUCACUCCGCAACAAUUCCAAACCGCAGCGACCGCAGCUUCACAUAUCGCAUCCCAGCCCGCCGUCCAGCAAACUAUCCGCAGUAAUGUCUCCCCUGGACAGCAUCCGGCGCCCCCAGGACGCACAAACAGCUUCCGAGACCGACACGAAGACCAAAUUCAGUCCGUGAAGGGCAAGCUUAACGGAUUAAACCAAAAAUAUGGGAUUACCAAGCGGAUCAACGAUUUUAUAGAAGACCAGAAGUCGCCAGCUUAUCCAGAUGCUCCUCCACCUCCGCCGGGGCAUCCCUCAAGUCAACCAGCUAUCCCAAAUCAUCCAUAUUCCUCGCCAAACACGUCAAGGCCCGAUCUGGAUGCAUUGAACAAGAGAAAGCCACCACCUCCGCCACCACCGAAGAAGGCAUCCAUGCAUUCAAAGCCGGUUAAUCAUUCCCCCUCCCCACCACCCCUCCCGUUGAACACGAAGCCGCGAUGAGUGCUUG
Messenger RNA from Coccidioides posadasii C735 delta SOWgp, 1264 nucleotides. RefSeq lists its product as uncharacterized. The record is from RefSeq and is a predicted model, not a curated record. Lineage: Eukaryota; Fungi; Ascomycota; Eurotiomycetes; Onygenales; Onygenaceae.